UAUAAGGAAGAAGACAUACAUACAUACAGAGGCUAGCAAGCUAGUUGCUGCCUUACCAUAGAGAAGCGCGCAAAGAAUUGAAGAAUGCAUCCAACAGAAGCCACAUUCAGCCAUGUCUUUUUCUUGAUCUUCUUCUUAACUGCAUCUCUUCUUACCCUCACAUUCAGCCACCAACACCCCAACCCUGAACAUGUGGUCAAAGAAGUUCUAAGGAGAGUGAAUGAAUCAGUGACGGCGAGAAGAUCCCUUCAGUCUCAGUCGUCACCAUCAUGCCCGACCGGGAACUCAAUCGACGACUGCUGGCGGUGCGACCCGAAUUGGGGCAGCAACCGCCAGCGGCUAGCAGACUGCGGGAUCGGGUUCGGGAAAUAUGCACUGGGCGGCAAAGGCGGGGAGAUAUACGUGGUCACGGACUCAUCGGACGAGGACCCCUUAAACCCGAAACCCGGCACUCUCAGGUACGGGGUGAUUCAAGGGGUCCCGCUGUGGAUCAUCUUCCAGGAGAGCAUGGCCAUCACGCUCAACCACGAGCUCCUCGUCGGCAAAUCGAAGACCAUCGACGGCCGCGGCGUGAACGUGCAGAUAACCGGAAAAGGCUGCAUCGUCCUCCGGUCAGUGACCAACGUCAUCAUCAGCAGCCUCCAGAUCUACAAUUGCGUCCCGUCGAAGGCGGAGCGAGUGCGGCUGAGGCCGGAUUUCGAAGAGGAGGUGUCGGCAUCGGACGGGGACGGGAUAUCCGUCCAGGCGUCGUCCGCCGUGUGGAUCGACCAUUGCACCCUGGCGAAUUGCGCGGACGGCCUGAUCGACGUCACGGAAGGGUCCACGGCGGUGACCAUAUCCAACAACUACUUCUCCCACCACGACAAGGUGAUGUUGCUGGGACACAGCGACGAUUACCCCGCCGACAAGCGGAUGCAGGUCACCGUCGCGUUCAAUCGGUUCGGGGAAAUGCUGGGACAGAGGAUGCCCAGGUGCAGAUUCGGCUAUUUCCACGUCUUCAACAACGAUUACUCGGCGGGGUGGGGAAUCUACGCAAUCGGAGGCAGCGCACAACCGACCAUCAAUUCCCAGAACAACCGCUUCGUGGCGCCGGAUAACCCUAAUUUGAAGGAGGUGACGAGGCGAGAAGAAUCAAGCCAGGGCGAGUGGUCACGAUGGAAUUGGAGGACGGACGGAGAUGUAUUUCUGAACGGAGCGAAUUUCGUGGCCUCCGGCAGCAUCCAAGCAGACUCAUACACCUAUGCGGAGAGCUUUAAUCCCGCCGGCUUCAGCGAGACGCUGACCCAAAACGCCGGCGUCCUCAAUCGCAACCAAGGGAACAUUCCCAUCGGCGGCGGCGGGGUGAGCAAUAUCCCAGGCAGCGACCAAUGGGAUAUCGCUAUUCAUUUUCUCAUUUCUCUUGCAUCUCUAGCUGAUCUCGUCCAUGUAUCGUCAACUUGAUUUUCCAUAGCCCCAAUUGAAAUUGAAAAAUAGGAUGCUCCUACCACCUAUCCUUUUAAAAACAAAAGCUGAAGUUGAAUUAACGAUUAUCCGCUUAUUUAUUGCAUAAUUAAUUCUGAAUGCCUAUGUAUUGAAAUGGAAAAUGAAAAUGGGUGAUGGGU
This is a messenger RNA of Cuscuta campestris, 1601 nucleotides long. Lineage: Eukaryota; Viridiplantae; Streptophyta; Magnoliopsida; Solanales; Convolvulaceae. The record is from the annotation of a GenBank genome assembly.